Messenger RNA from Caenorhabditis angaria, 995 nucleotides. NCBI's taxonomy places the organism in Eukaryota, Metazoa, Nematoda, Chromadorea, Rhabditida, Rhabditidae. The record is from the annotation of a GenBank genome assembly.
AUGCACGGGUUUUUUAAACGUUUUAUUUUGAAAGAUGAUAAAAAAGCUGAACGAAAGGUGAGUUUUUUAUUUUAUUUUUUGGUUAAAUACAAAAAAAUCGAUUGUUUUACAGAAAAUAUUAAAACAAGUCGAUGAAGUUGACGUUUGUGUGAUUGAUGUUGAAACAAUUCGAUGUGUAGUUUGUUUGAAUGUUUAUCAAGGAACACCGCAGAUUUUGACUUGUGGACACUCGUUUUGUCAUACUUGUGUGGAAGAAGUUGGAAAUGCAGAAUUUAUUAAUGAUCCCAGGGAUGUCAAUAGAAAUGUAAGGAUUUUGAAAGGAGGUUUUCUAGAAGCUGUGAGCAAGUAGAACUUGAAAAAUAAGCUUGAAACAAGUGAAAUUAAGUAUACUAAUGGAUAUUUUGAGGAUAAUAUAAAAACAGCUGUUCAAAAUUUCAGACAUUCCUGAAUUUUUCAACUGGUAAAUCCAGAAAAUUGUUAUUGUUUUGAAAUUUUUUCUAUCUGACUCUUUCGAAUCUGCAUUCAUUUUUGAAAUUUCUUUUGAAAUAUAAUUUUGAUUUGGAUCGGUGUAAAACAAGUUAGAAUUUUCACAUGUCUAAAUUUAAAACAAAUUAUUUCCAGUCGUUUCAUUGCCCAAUUUGCCGGAAGCGAGUUCAAAAUAGUAAAAUUGUACAUAAUUAUGCGUUGAAAACUAUAUUGGAUAGUGUGAAUGAGAUUUCAAAAGAUGAAGUCAAAAGUAGAAAAGCUUAUGAUAACACAAUUCAUGCUUCCGUAAGUUUUAUUUCAACAUUUCUUGGAACCAUCUUAAACAAUUGACAAAACAACCAUUUUUUCAGAACGAACAACUUCGUUUAAAAUGCAUUGACAUGGAAAGAUCAGUCGAUUGCCUACGCAAGGAAAUCAAUCAUAUGCGUCAAAAAGAGAAAUAUAAUUAUGUAGCCAUUUCAUUUUUUGUAAUUGUCUAUAUCAUUUUAUCCACAUUAUACGGUAAUUAG